Salvelinus namaycush (lake trout) is the source of this 2454-nucleotide messenger RNA. RefSeq names its product DNA-binding protein SATB2-like. Gene Ontology annotation, biological process: regulation of transcription by RNA polymerase II; chromatin remodeling. Gene Ontology annotation, molecular function: DNA-binding transcription factor activity, RNA polymerase II-specific; RNA polymerase II cis-regulatory region sequence-specific DNA binding. The transcript is spliced from 11 exons. Lineage: Eukaryota; Metazoa; Chordata; Actinopteri; Salmoniformes; Salmonidae. Bases 1 to 2454 code for a protein of 817 amino acids. The record is from RefSeq and is a predicted model, not a curated record.
AUGGAGCGUGGUGGUACUGAGAGCCCCUGUCUGCGGGACAGUCCCGAGCAGAGAGGGGACAGCCCGGACACCUGCGCCCCCCCGCCGGGCAAGAUGAGCCGUCUGGAGGUCAACGGGAGCCCCACGGGUCCACGCACGCGCCUCAACGGCACCCCGUUACGGCCCCUCGGAGGUCUGAUGAUCCCUGUGUACUGUGUAGUGGAGCAGGUAGAUGGGGUCGUGUCUGGGGGUGUGGUCUCUGACGGGGAUGGGCGUGGUGACAGACAUGCUGAGUUUGUAUUGGUUCGUAAGGACAUCCUCUUCACCCAGCUGGUGGAGACAGCCCUCGUGGCCCUGGGCUACUCCCACAACUCAGCCGUGCAGGCGAGAGGCAUCAUCAAAGUGGGCCACUGGAACCCCAUGCCCAUCCACUACCUGACUGAUGCCCCCGAGGCCACCGUCGCCGACAUGCUGCUGGACGUCUAUCACAUGGUUACCCUCCGCAUCCUACUGCAGAGCUUUUCCAGGCUGGAGGAUCUGCCGUCAGAGCAGUGGAACCACGCUACGGUGAGGAACGCCCUCAAAGAGCUACUGAAGGAGAUGAACCAGAGUUCCCUGGCCAAGGAGUGCCCUCUCUCUCAGAGUAUGAUCUCUGCCAUAGUCAACAGCUCAUACUAUGCCAACGUGUCCACCUCCAAGUGCCAGGAGUUUGGCCGCUGGUACAAGAAGUACAAAAGGAUUCAAGUGGAGAGGGACAGCAUGUCAGAUGUAUGUGGCCUGGGACAGCGCCCCCCCUCUCACCUGACCCCACCAAACCAGCUUGGAGGGUUAUCCCUCAAGGUUGGACUAGGGGACCCCCAAACCCCCAGCCAGCAACAAGCCCUCCCCCACCCGUCUCAGCAGCACUCACCCCACGGCCAGCACCACUACAGCUCACCGCCCAGAGGCCAGGCGCCCCCUCCCGGUCCUCCGGCCUCCCUCCAACCCUUACUUGGCCCAGGCGGUCUCCUCUCCCCCCAGCUCAGCCCUCAGAUGGUCAGGCAACAACUGGCCAUGGCCCACCUCAUCAACCAGCAGCUAGCUGUUAGCCGCCUGCUAGCCCACCAGCACGGUCCGCAGGCCCUCCACCAGCAGCAGCACCAACAGUUCCUCAACCACCCACCCAUCCCGCGCUCCUGCAAAGCCCCAGGAGGCCUCACUGAUCCUGGGAUGAAUCCGUCGACCGUGGAGGUCUGUCCGGACAUCUACCAUCAGGUCAGAGAGGAGCUGAAGAGGGCCAGCGUCUCUCAGGCUGUGUUCGCCAGGGUGGCCUUCAACCGCACACAGGGCCUGCUGUCUGAGAUCCUUCGUAAAGAGGAGGACCCUCGCCAGGCCUCCCAGUCACUCCUGGUCAACCUCAAAGCUAUGCAGAACUUCCUGAACCUCCACGAGAGCGAACGCGACCACAUUUACCAGGAGGAGCGUGAACGCAGCCUGAACCCCAACCUAGGCAACCUGACCCCAACCAAUCAGAACUCCAGCUCCACUGGCCAGCGACUCACACAGCCCAAGCCCCCCCUGACCCAGGUCAGUGCUGAGCUGCCCCUGAAGUCCCUGGUCAACAUCAACAUUACAUCUGGGAUCUAUGAUGAGAUCCAGCAGGAGAUGAAGAGAGCCAAGGUGUCCCAGGCCCUGUUCGCCAAGGUGGCCGCCAACAAGAGCCAGGGCUGGCUGUGUGAGCUGCUGCGUUGGAAGGAGAACCCCAGCCCAGACAACCGGACUCUGUGGGAGAACCUGUGUACCAUUAGAAGGUUCCUGACCCUGUCCCAGGCUGAGAGAGACAUGGUGUAUGAAGAGGAGUCCAAGCACCACUACAGUGAGAGGCUUCACACUGUCCUCCACAUGUCUCCAGAAACACAGGCACUGCACAGGCAGCCCUUACCUCCAAGGAAGGCCCCAUCCCCAUCUCCCAUGCGGGACCCAUCCCCUCUCCUCACUCCCACGCCUGGCACCAGAGGCCACAACUCGGAUGGGACUCGAGGCAAGGACAACGGCAGCGUGAGUGGCAGCUCCAGUGGUGGGUCCAAAAAGCUGCGGUCGCGUACCCGGAUCUCCCUGGAGGCUCUGGCCAUCCUGCAGAGCUUCAUCGGUGACGUGGGCCUCUACCCUGACCAGGAGGCUAUCCACACCCUGUCGGCCCAGCUGGACCUUCCCAAGCACACCCUGGUCAAGUUCUUCCAGAACCAGCGCUACCACGUCAAGCACCACAACAGCACCACCCAGAUGAGCCAUGCAGGGGAGGGGGAGGCGGGGGAGGAGAGGGACGGCGAGGGGGUGGAAGGGACUGAGUACCGCGACGGGGAGCUGCUCUCUGAGUCGGAGGGAUCAGACGUCGCCGAGUCCAGCGAGGACGGGCGGGGUGGUUCCGAGGAGACUGACAGAACAGAGGGAAGAGAGAGCAGCUUGCUGGAUCUUCUGCUCCUAAUUCUGCCCUGA